Molecule: messenger RNA, 1200 nt
Organism: Saccostrea echinata
Lineage: Eukaryota; Metazoa; Mollusca; Bivalvia; Ostreida; Ostreidae
Product: neuronal acetylcholine receptor subunit alpha-3-like
Exons: 2
Coding region: 1-1200 (399 amino acids)
Biological process (GO): regulation of membrane potential; nervous system process; signal transduction
Cellular component (GO): neuron projection; membrane; synapse
Molecular function (GO): neurotransmitter receptor activity; transmembrane signaling receptor activity; extracellular ligand-gated monoatomic ion channel activity
Source: RefSeq, a predicted model, not a curated record
AUGACGGUUUUUGGACUUGCCUUUGGUCAGACCCCUAAACAGGUCCAAAGUCUUAUAAGUAUUCUUUUCUCGAAUUAUGAUAAAAGAGUUCGCCCAGUUGCAGACCAAUCGUUACCGGUGAUUCUAGACGUCAGCUUUAAUCUCAUAAGUAUCAUCGGAGUUGAUGAAGUGAACGAGAAGCUGGAAAGUUCAGGAUAUUUAACGGUGCAGUGGCAUGAUGCAAUGCUGACUUGGGAUCCUGAAACAAACGACGGAAUUGAAAGAAUAUUUGUACCCCAGAACGAUAUUUGGAAACCAGACUUGGUACUAGGAAAUGGAUUUAAAAAGUUUGAGGAGUUUGGAGGAAGCUUUUACUUUGUUGACAUUCUGUGUACAGGUUUUGUAUUAUGGCAGCCUUUCCAGGUCUUUGAAAGUCACUGCACUAUCGAUACAACUUACUUCCCAUACGAUAAAGAAGUGUGCGAGAUAGUGUUCCGUGUUUGGAGUUACACAGUUUUAGAUGUAGAAAUUCGUACAUCUUCUGAUGGGGUUGACCUCCAGGGUUACAAGGAAAGCGGCGUCUGGGAAAUAACACACACAAAGGCUGAAGUUAGCAGGGGCUCGGCAGAAUCCAUGGUCACUUUUUCACUCUAUCUGAAGAGGAAGCCUCUGUACUUUGUUCUCAAUAUCAUAGUUCCCAUCUUGUUUCUCGGAUUGCUCACAAUUCUUGUUUUCGUUUUACCGGUUGACAGCGGCGAAAAGAUGUCGUAUGCAAUUACUGUCUUCCUGUCGUUUGCUGUUUUCCUUACCAUCAUCAAUACCCAAUUACCGGUUAGUUCAGACAGUACCUCUGUUUUGAGUUUUUAUCUUUUACUUCAGAUGUCAAUGGGCGUAUUGAUUUUGGUUAUCACGGCUUUGCAAAUUCGUCUGCACCACAGAGAUGCAACUGUUCCAAUAUCCAGAGUUUUUGAAAUAAUGGUGAAGUUCAAAAUAUGCUUGACAUGCUCUAAAUCUUUUCCAUUAUCGAAAAAUUCUGUUGGAUCUCUAACGACCUCAGACAAACAAGCAAGAAAUAAUCUGGAAACAAGUUGGGAAAAAUGGAAAGAGAACAAAACUGAGUGGAAGGAUGUUACUGCUGCUAUAGAUUCCUUUGCUUUCUACUUCUUUCUGAUCGUGUACAUUAUUUUCUCGGUCACUUUAUUUCUUUUUAUCGCUGUUUAA